AUGACCAAACUCUGCUUCCGCUAUCUGCCACGCCCUCAGUUCACCAACCUCAACAAACAUGUCUUCCCCGUCUACUUCUCCCUCCAACUCGGCCUCGUCCUGCUGACCGCGGCGACAUAUCCGCCCCAGAGCCUCCUCUCGCUCGUCCGCCAGGGUCACUGGAGCGAGUAUAUGCCCUUGGCGCUGAACGUGCUGAUGGCGGCCCUGAACGCCGGUGUGUACGGGCCGAGGACGUUGAAGCUGAUGGUUGAGCGCACACACCAAGAAACCCGAGACGGAGCACGCAAAGCGAGACCCGACGUUCCGGCUCAGGACCGCGAACUGCCCGAACAGCAGCAGACCGACACCGUCGUCUCGGACGCCAUGAGACUCCUGAAACGCACCUUCUCGACGAGCCACGCCAUGGCGAUCCAUCUGAAUAUGAUCGCCAUGAUCGCCACGGUGUGGUAUGGCUUCUCGCUUGCUUCCAGGGUUCAAUUCACGCUCGAAUGA
Endocarpon pusillum Z07020 is the source of this 492-nucleotide messenger RNA. RefSeq lists its product as uncharacterized. Bases 1 to 492 code for a protein of 163 amino acids. NCBI's taxonomy places the organism in Eukaryota, Fungi, Ascomycota, Eurotiomycetes, Verrucariales, Verrucariaceae. The transcript has a single exon. The record is from RefSeq and is a predicted model, not a curated record.